Messenger RNA from Manis pentadactyla (Chinese pangolin), 4610 nucleotides. RefSeq names its product coronin 2A (gene CORO2A). Gene Ontology annotation, molecular function: actin filament binding. The record is from RefSeq and is a predicted model, not a curated record. Lineage: Eukaryota; Metazoa; Chordata; Mammalia; Pholidota; Manidae. The transcript is spliced from 12 exons. Gene Ontology annotation, biological process: actin filament organization. Bases 196 to 1773 code for a protein of 525 amino acids.
UUUCCUUUUCUGUAAAUUGGGGAUGAAAAUGGUCAUGAUACCUCCCCUUUGGGGCUGAGGCAGGAUCCAGGGUGUGAUGCUGGUGAAAGAGCUUUCAUCAUCACGGUCGCUACCUGCAGGAACCUGGAGCGGGAGGCUCAGGAGACAGCUGGGUUCAGCUCCCAGCUGCACCCCGUACUAGCUGUGGGAUCUCAGAUGUCAUGGAACCCCCAGUACCGGAGCUCCAAGUUUCGCCACGUCUUUGGCAAACCAGCCAGCAAGGAGAACUGCUACGACUCAGUGCCCAUCACCCACAGCGUCCACGACAAUCAUUUCUGUGCCGUGAACCCCCACUUCAUUGCAGUCGUGACUGAGUGCGCAGGUGGAGGGGCCUUCCUCGUCAUCCCCUUGCACCAGACAGGAAAGUUGGACCCCCACUACCCGAAGGUCUGCGGGCAUAAGGGGAACGUCUUAGAUAUCAAGUGGAACCCUUUCGAUGAUUUUGAGAUCGCCUCCUGUUCUGAAGAUGCCAUGAUUAAGAUCUGGGACAUCCCCAAGCAGCUGCUGUCAAGGAACCUCACAACCUGCAAGAAGGAGCUCGUGGGCCAUGCUCGCAGAGUGGGCCUGGUUGAGUGGCACCCCACAGCUGCCAACAUCCUUUUCAGCUCUGGCUACGACUAUAAGGUGAUGAUCUGGAACCUGGAUACAAAGGAGGCUGUAAUCAUGAGCCCUGUGAAGACAAUUGACUGUCACCAAGAUGUGAUCCUCUCCAUGUCCUUCAACACCAAUGGCAGCCUGCUGGCCACCACCUGUAAAGACCGGAAGAUUCGGAUUCUUGAUCCCCGAGCAGGAACAGUCCUCCAGGAAGCCAGCUACAAGGGGCACCGGGCCAACAAAGUGCUGUUUCUGGGGAAUUUGAAAAAACUGCUGUCCACUGGCACAUCCCGAUGGAACAACCGGCAGAUAGCCCUGUGGGACCAGGACGACCUCUCUGUGCCUCUCACAGAGGAGGACCUGGAUGGCUCCUCGGGUGUGCUGUUUCCCUUCUAUGAUGUGGACACCAACAUGCUCUACGUGGUGGGGAAGGGAGACGGGAACAUCCGCUACUACGAGGUGAGCGCCGACAAGCCUCACCUGAGCUACCUGACCGAGUACCGCUCCUAUAACCCCCAGAAGGGGAUCGGUGUCAUGCCGAAGAGAGGUCUCGAUGUGUGCUCCUGUGAGAUCUUCCGCUUCUACAAGCUGAUUACAACGAAAAGCCUCAUCGAGCCUGUAUCCAUGAUUGUUCCCCGCCGGUCAGAAUCCUACCAAGAGGACAUCUACCCACCCACGGCAGGGGCCCAGCCCUCUCUGACAGCCCAGGAAUGGCUCCGGGGGAUGAAUAAAGGGCCGGUCCUGGUGUCCCUGAGGCCUGGCUCCGGGCUGCUGAGUCCCUGGCCUCUGACCCUGGAAAGACCCCUCUCCAACUCCAUGGCCUCUGUCUCGCCUCGGCUCUUUGACCAGACACAAAAGCUGGCUGUGGAAGAUGGCCAGAGGCCCUUCUCCCUGCUGUCAGAGAAGGUGCCAAGGUGGGCAGCAGAACACAGGCUGGAGGAGAAGAAAAGUUGGGUCACAAAUGGCUUUGACAUCUUUGAAUGCCCCCCACCAAAGACAGAGAACGAGCUGCUGCAGAUGUUCUACCGACAACAGGAGGAGAUCCGAAGGCUCCGCGAGCUGGUGGCCCAGCAGGAAGUCCUGGCCAAACAGUUGGAACUGGAGAUCAAAAACUUGCGGAUGGGCUCAGAGAGGUUCUGAGCAGAGAUCUCUGCCCUCCUUGCCCUCAGGGACACCACUCGGCUCCAUGGUGAGGUCCAGAACCAAGCCACACACAUCCCCUAGGAACAACCACAAUUUCUAUAUUUUUUACCUGAAAAUGAAAUUCUCGGUUGCUAAAAGAUUCUAGUGGGAGGGACAUGGUGCCGUUUUCUAUCUGCCUUCUCAAAACAGCCUCUGAAUUGACUCUUUUUAGACGUUACUUUGCCUUCUGUUAAAUUCUGUCCUUAAGGGUCCGUGAUGAGCUGUUAAUUUCUCAAGGGAAAGAACAUUUUAGAAAGUUAGAGUGUGAAGGGUCUGGAAGGUAAACCUGUGAUUUUCAAACUGUGGUCCAUAAAAAUGGGGGAAUGGCUAAGCAGGUGGGCUCUGUGCUCCCCUUCCAACCAGAGAGCUCCCCUUCUUUCUAUUUUACAUACUGGCUUCUAUGGAGUACAUAAUUCUGCUACUAAAAAAAAAAUUAGAAGUUUGAAACCUAGUGAUCUGGCCCAACUUCCUCAUUUUACAGGUGGGGAACUGAGGCCCAGAGAGAGACAGGUGAUGAAGGUCCCCACAGAGUUCAUGGCAGGUUUGGGCUGAGCUCCUGGCCUUCUGGGUCCAUCUUUCUGCUGUUUCUGGUCUGAUGCAGUUCUCAGCCCACAGGGCAGGAAUCUGUUGGUUCUGGCCUCAGCUGGGCCCCUGACUUGCUCAGUGACCUCUUCUUGAAAGUCUCGGUUUCCUCUCUGGUCUCAAUUUCUCCAUCUGAACCCAAGGACCCUGGAAUGUGCUGCCCUCUACAGGAUCUGCCACCUGAGACAAGGAACCUUGGCCUUGAGCUGCAGGGCCCUCCAUGUAGGGUGAUGAGCUGGGUUUGCUGCAGGAACUCACAAGACAUUGGUGAGGAGGAGAGGAAUUUAACAUCAGGGAAGUAAGCCAAGGUUCAGCCCAAUUCUAGAACAGUUAUGGGGCCAAACCAUCCUCUCCUCAAUCAGAAUCAGCUGGAUGUGGGUGGACACUAUGCCAUAAGUGGGGAUUCAAGCAUCAGAGUGGUGCCUAUGACUACUGACCACCACCACCAAAGCCCUCAGGUCACAGGCCCUGCCUCCUCCAGAAUGUUGGAGACAAAUUUCAGCCCAAGGUAACAGAAGAGGUCGCCAGCAGGUAGGGUGCCCCAGCACUGGCAGUAUGCCCGCAGAGCCCCAUGGCUGCCCACUCAAGGGCUUCUGGAAAAGGAUAACUGCCCCUGGCAGGGAAAUAGGACCAGAUGGCUCUGAAGUUCCUUUAGGGCUGAGAGCUUUCCUGGUUCCCUCCUUUGUGGAUCUGGUUCUGAGCCCUUUCUCAGUGGCCGGUAUAAUAUAACAGCCCGGCUAUCAUGUGGGGAGUGUUGGAAGCUAAGUGUGCCCCUCACCAAGGAGGUACAGAUGAUGAGUUUUGCCCAUUGCACAGGGUGAUCCUGGCACUAAGUUGGGGACUGCAGGAAGCCACCUAGCCUGGUAGGUUUCAACGCAGGCUGUAUAUGAGAAUUCCCUUGGGCACAUUUAGGAAAUACAGAUACCCAGGCCCAACCCCAGACCAAUUGAAGCUGAAUCUCCAGAGUCGGGUCUGGCCUUGGGUAUGGUGUUUUUUAACUUUCCAAGUGAUUCUGCAAUACAGGGAGGGCAGAGCCUUACCAGCCUAGUCCAUCUGUACCUACUUUCCAUAAAGAUGAGAGGAGAGUGAAUGCCUGACAGAGUCUAGGACCCUUACCUCAUCUAAGUCUAGGCUGGAAGCUCUUAAAAAAAAUCAAGAAGCAUCGUCCCAGGUCUCUCUGUGACCCCUGGCUGCAACGCGAUGAGGGCUUUGUGCCCCUGAUUGCCCUUCGCUUAGCCAUGGCUGCAUCCCCUUGUUUGCCUGCACAUGCCAGAUGCCCACAUUUCUUGUCUUGUUUACUCAGCCCCCGGGGCUCGCCAAGCUUGCCAAAGGCCAAAUCCCAGGCAUUGUCAGGGAAGCCGAGCUCCACUGGAUGGGGUCACCUCUCCCACCUCAUUUGUGGCCACCACUUUACAGUUUACAAAGUUCCCCCACCUCCCCUCCUGACCCAUCCUAUUGCAGCAUGAGUCAGGCAGGCAUUAUUAUUCCCACGUUGGAAUGGAAGAUCUAGCCUCAGAAAAUGAAGAAAGCCUCCUGCCCAAAGGCACUGGCUGCAGAGUGGUGGAGGCGGGGCUGACUCGCAUGCAGCCUCUGCCCAGAGCCAUCCCUCCUCAGACUCUCGCCACCCUCCAGGGGCCCAGACCUCCUGCUGAAAACAAGAUGAAGGCAUCCAGGAACAAACUUUUUUUGUUUUUUUACAUCUAGAAUAAAUUAUUUAAAUUAUUUCACAGCAAGGGAGAGGGAUGGGUAAUUUUUGUUAGGUAUUUUUUUAAGCCAUUUUUAAAAAUUAUGUUUUUGUUUAUGUUCUUCACUGAGCAAGUGGAUCUUGUCCAGCAUUUGCAGGGCCAGGCCCUGAACCCCAGGCAAGCAGAAUGUGCACUCAUCUCCUCACUGUGCACCCUGGGAGCCCCCUGCCUGUUGACUCAGGAACUUUCUGAGCCUGCAGACAGCACUGGGAGAUGAGCUUUGGGGUGUAUCCACCUUAGAUGUACCAUAACUGUUCUUCCUAAAACAAAACUUGACAUUGUAUCACAGAGGGAAUCAGGAAGUCAGAAAUCAAUCUAUGCUUUUAAUAUGAAACCGUGCCUGAAACAGUUUGUUUUAAUGUUUCUGAAAUUCCUUAUAUCUUUGUAAAAAAAAAAUUAAAGUGAAAAUAAAUAGAUGUGGAAUUGUGCAAUGGAAUGAAUGAACAAAAUAAAUAACAUCUGCCUAGA